Messenger RNA from Astyanax mexicanus (Mexican tetra), 4718 nucleotides. It is a transcript of the gene kcnk6, whose product is annotated as potassium channel, subfamily K, member 6. Gene Ontology annotation, molecular function: potassium ion leak channel activity. The transcript has 3 exons. Gene Ontology annotation, cellular component: membrane. Gene Ontology annotation, biological process: potassium ion transmembrane transport; stabilization of membrane potential. Bases 90 to 1037 code for a protein of 315 amino acids. The record is from RefSeq and is a predicted model, not a curated record. Lineage: Eukaryota; Metazoa; Chordata; Actinopteri; Characiformes; Acestrorhamphidae.
UGCAGCUCAGCCUUUAAAGGAGAGCCAGACAAACUUCAGCGGUUUCUCCUGUAGACGUGGCCCGGCUGCCCCGCGUCCCACAGGCCACGAUGUCCCCCUUCCUCAGGUCCUUUCUGCUGCUGGGGGGUCUGGUUCUGGCCUACGUGGUGUACCUGCUGCUGGGAGCGCUGGUAUUCUCCGCCAUCGAGCGGCCUGUGGAGGACAGCCUGCACUCCGAGCUCAGCUCUCUCAAAGCCCAGAUCCUCCAGCUCAGCUGCAUCAACGCCUCCACCCUGGAGGACUUUCUGGAGAAGGUCCUGAGGGCCAAUAAAUACGGAGUUUCAGUGCUCAGGAAUGUCUCGGUCGGCUCUAACUGGGACCUGGCCUCCUCCCUGUUCUUUGCAAACACCCUGGUCACCACUGUGGGUUAUGGCCACACGACCCCUCUGUCGGACGCAGGUAAAGCCUUCUCCAUCGUCUACGCUCUGUUUGGCGUUCCCUUCACCAUGCUGGUGCUGACGGCCUGUGUGCAGCGGUUAAUGCGGCCGCUGACCUACAAGCCCAUCGCGUUCUGGCAGCAGCGGUCAGGCUGGCAGCCCCAUGUAGCUGCCACUGGACACUUUAUCAUCCUGCUCUUGGUGGUGGUGCUGGCCUUCUUCGUGCUGCCUGCGGUGAUUUUCAGCACUAUAGAGGAGUCCUGGUCGUUCCUGGAGGCGUUCUACUUCUGCUUCAUCUCUCUCUGCACCAUCGGACUGGGGGACUUUGUACCGGGGGAGCAGCCCGACCAGAGCCUGAGGCCACUCUACAAAAUCUCUGUUAUGGUGUACCUGUUUGUGGGUCUGAUGGUGAUGUACCUGGUUCUGCGUACGUUCCACAAGCUGGCGGACCUGCAGGGCUGGACGUCUUUCUUCCACCUGCCCCACUGUGAGGAUGAACUUGAGGAGGAUAAGGAGCCGAUAGUGGAGGCUGUGAAUGAAACCAAGCGAGAAGAGGAAACUGCUGCCAGCAAGCACCUGGACCCCGGCUCGCACGUCUCCUACAACUCCAUCAGCAGAUAAACACCUUCAUCAACAUCUUUACCCAUCCUCUUCACUCCUACAGACACCACCAUACUGUACUGUACUGUACUAUACCAGCAGAGAGUGAGCUCAUCACCAAACCGUGAAGUGUCUGUGUCUGUGUGUCUGCAUGGGGUCCUGAUCACACUGUGUGGAGGUGGUGGUGCCGGUGCUUACCUGCCUCCGGUGUGCUUCAUGCAGGGCUAAUUAAGUACUAAUUAGGGUUAAGGAAGAACUUGUUCAUGAACCAAAGUUCUUUUUGAAAGUGUUUUUUGUGUAAUUUUUUGUCUAUCUUUGGCUCCAUCUCCUGGUGUGCUGGAACUUUGGUCUCUCAGACCUAGAAGUGCCUUAUUCUAUACAGCAAAUUAGAAAUUAAACUAUAAAGCGUCCUAUUCUCUUCUUCUCUUAUUCUGUUAUUCUAGGUUACUGGUAACUGACGUCGGCUGCUCAGUCUUAAACUAGUGUGUACACAUUUACACUUUUUUUUUUUUUUUUUUUUUGGACCAGCUUUUGUAUUUGAGACUUUUUUUGUUGGUGCCAUCUGCUGGUUAUAAUUUCUUUUUUAUUAUUUUUUGUGAGCUGUACAACAAUUAAAAUUACAUAUUUAAAUGUCUUACAGCAUAACUACAUGGAGGUUUAAGGGCGAAACACUUUAAAUUCCUAUAUUUACCACAUAAACCCAACUGUAUAUUAAAGUGUGUUUAAUGUAUGUUAUGUAUUUUUCUUUUGUUUACUUUUGUUUUGUCCAACUGACCAAAUUUGCAUUCCCUUCUCCCUAUUUUAUUCAUAUUUGAGUGUUUUGUAACUAGAAAGUGGCUAUAUGAUCUGCAUAUAACAUUUCAAACAAAAUAUAUGUUCAUGAUGUGCAGUAUGUCACGAUAUUUAUUUUCUAAGAUCUGGUGAGCUUGAAAAGGUGUGAACUCCAAUAUUGAACAUUAAAAAUAAUAUUGAGUAUCUGUAUUCAAUGUUUGAAUGUGCUGCAUUGUAUCCAGUUUAAAAGCACACACUGGUUUAUAUCCUAUUGCCCAGCUCUAUUUGCGAACUCUGCAAGAAUCUAAUAUCUAAUGUUUCUCCUUCUAUGAAAUGUUCUAUCUUGUAUCUGGACAAGAUUUUUUAAACCAGUUUUGAGUCAUUUUUUUCCAUUAAGGGUUUUAUUUACUGGAUGCUUAUUUUUUUUUUAAUUUCUUAAAGUCCAUAAAUCCAUAAAUAAUAAUCUACCAGUGCAAUAAAACACUUUUGAGGAUUGAAAAUGACUUAAACCAUUAAACAUGUCUAGAUAUGAGCUGAAAUGUAUUCCACCAAUCUCAAAAAUGAGAAAAAAUAACUAUUUAGAUAAGAUUUUAGAUAAGAUUCUUUCCUUCUGUUUGUGAGUCAGCUAAACAUUCCUUAAAGGAGAAGUCUGGUGUAAAAUGGUCUUUUCUGUGUUGUAAAACAUGAUUAAAAAGUGCUUACCUUUGAUGAAUAGCGCACCUCCGUUCUUCCAGUGUUCUAAGAUCCAAAAAUGUUAACGGUUUGUCCAAACACCCUUCAGACUGAGUGACACCGGGCAUAAUUUGUCCCAAUAAAUUGCUUUUUCCACUGUAUCCAGCUCAAAGUAGCUCCACACCUUCUUGCUAGAAUUCGGAGAGCCCUGACAUUUAAAACGAGGCAUUAAUAACUUAAAAAGUGCACAAGAAGCUUAUUAAAAAACACUGUUUACAUCCUAUAACAACACUAGCUUCAGCUCUGAGCGCCGCCAUCACUGUACUGAUGAUAACAUAGACAUUUAUUUUCAUAGACUCUGCAAAGCCUGCCUCCUCGCGCCAGCUGCUACGCCAGGAGGGCAGGCUAUGUGGAGUCUAUGUUCUAUAUUCAGUGCUAUUCUGUGUGUUAUUCAUCAAAGAAAGGUACUUUUUAUCAUUACCAAAAGUCCGUUUUACACCAGAGUUCUCCUUUAAGAAUUCAAUCUGUGCCAGGGGAUCAAUAGGAGACUUCAGGUAGUUAAAAACCCUCUAAAAUAUAUAAUUUAUGAUUUAUAAAAUAUGAUUUGUGAUUUAUUUAUUUCCUCUUCACAUGCUGGUACCAGAAGAUGGUCACUAUGGUUCUCAUAGUACCAAUGAACGAAAUGUCUAGAUAAUUUUGACCACUUUUUUUGUGCAGUCUGAUUGGUAUUCAGUAAUGUUGGACAGAGAGCUGUGAUAUUAUUGUUAUAUUGUCUAAAUGUUGUUCAAUACAUGGCACCCACAGAAAACACCAGUAGUGCUGGAUGUUGGCUACAAAAUGCUGUGAAAUUAGUGCCGAACAGAGAUUUCUAGUGGGGAUAAUUUUGCUAUGAAAUUCUAAAAUAUAAACUUGGUCUGUUUGUGUUUAAGUAUUGACCAUGUCCAUGAUAUUCAAGCAUAUUGCUUACACCAGCAAUAUUAAACAGGCAUAUUGCCCACCUCUAGUUGAAUAAUGAAAUGCAAUAAAUGCAAUGCUAUGGACGAUUUGAUUUUUUUUUUUUUUUUAAAUAUAGGUAAAUUUAAUAAGGAUUAAGUGAUGUAUUUGAUGUUGUCUGUAUGUUUGUAACUUAAAGUAGAAUUCUGGUGUAAAAUAGAAUGGUUGUAGUGAAACAAUGAUGAUUACAAACUUUAGUCAAAUAGCACACCUCUGUUCACCCCUAGCUUUCUGAAAUACAGCACUUUUAGUCUUCUAAUGCUAGUGAUUGGGGCAUAGAGUUGCCAAUGUGAGGAAAUGGCUUAUUUUUACACCAUUAACAAGCUUAAAGUAGCUCCACACAUCAUUGACAACAUAGACUUCUUCUGAGGACCGUGACAUUUAAAACCAGGUGCUGAGAGCUUUGAUCAGUGCACUGAUAGUUUAUUAAACCACUGUUGAAGUAGUUCUGUGGAAAUGCAUGAAUUGGAGCUAUUACUGAAAAGUUCUCUAUUUUAUUUAUGCUUUUUGCCACUGAAAUAAUUUCGCAGUCUGUAGAACUAGCUGAAGGUACUGUAUGUAUAAACUGUGCACUUCUAAAGCUCUCACUGCCUUGUUUUAAAAAUAAGGGCGUUCUAGAUUCUACUAUCGAAGUGUGGAGCUGUUUUGAGGUUGUUAAUGGUGUAAAACUAGAGAUUUCUUUGCAUGGGUAACCCUAUGCCCCUAAUGCUAGCAUUGUAAGUCUGUUUUUGGUGCUGUAUUUCAGGAAUGCUGGAGUGAAAAGAGGAAGUUUUGUCAUCAUGUUUCAACCCAAGUCAAUUUCACAAUGGAUUUUACCUUUUAAAGGAACAGAAAAAAAAUAAACCUAAGUAUCAUGGUUUAUCACUGAUGGCAGAAACAGUGUACUUCUCUAGUUUACAGUGGGAGAUGCUAAGCUAAUGUUGCUAACAAACACUGGGUUUAUUUACACAGUCACUAAUCUCCUCACAGCCCCUCUGAAAGCUCCUCCAGGUCUUCAUUGGUUUAGUGAAUAGAUGUGGUUUAGAUCACUGUGUAUAACUUUAGUCUAUAAACACAAACUUCUCCUCAGGUGUUUCAGCUGUAUCUGAAAUCAGUGAUGAAUGGUGAUCCUGUGAUACUUUCUGUUCCUUUAACUGUUCGUGUAAUGCUACAAUGUUGUAACUGUAAGAUUACAGUGGUUGGGAACAAAAAGGGCCACUGAGUGAACAAAGCAGAGUAGAAAAUGAGUUGUUCGUGCACAAAAAAUAAUAAAACUGUUACUUUUCA